This is a messenger RNA of Manis javanica (Malayan pangolin), 8976 nucleotides long. It is a transcript of the gene ANKRD26, whose product is annotated as ankyrin repeat domain containing 26. NCBI's taxonomy places the organism in Eukaryota, Metazoa, Chordata, Mammalia, Pholidota, Manidae. Gene Ontology annotation, molecular function: protein binding. The record is from RefSeq and is a predicted model, not a curated record.
GCCAGCCGACAGUUAGUCUCAGCUGAAAGAUUCGAAACCGCCGAUCCGAGUUUGGCGGUUGUGGCCAGACCCGGUUGGCUUAUCUCAUAGCACUGGCGGAAGGCAGCGCCGGAGCUGAGGGUGUCUCUGGAAGCCCGUUGGCUCCGCAAUGAAGAAGAUUUUUGGUUUCGGGGGUAGGCAGAGCGACUCCCCUUGGGGCCCCUCCAGCAGCCAGCGGAGGGACAGCAGGGGCGGCCUGCGGAAGGACGGCAAGAGAGCCGACUCCCCGCCCGGGUACCACAUUGCAGACAAAGAUCUUGGGAAGAUACACAAGGCUGCCAACUUGGGCAAAGUAGCCAAAGUGCAGCAGGUUCUAUUGCUCGGAAAAAAUGACUUAAAUGAUAGAGACAAGAUGAACAGGACUGCUCUCCAUUUAGCCUGUGCUAAUGGCCAUGCAGAGGUAGUAACUCUCCUAGUAGAAAGAAAAUGCCAGCUUAACCUAUAUGAUAAUGAAAACAGGACAGCUCUUAUUAAGGCCGUGCAAUGCCAGCAGGAGGAAUGUGCAACUAUUCUUCUAGAACAUGGUGCCAAUCCAAAUCUUACAGACAUCGAUGGCAACACUGCUCUCCACUAUGCUGCCAUUGGUCAGAAUUUAUCAAUAGCUGAAAAGCUGCUUUCACACAACGCAAGCAUUGAGGCAAGAAACAAGGAUGACCUUACACCACUCUUACUUGCUGUAAGUGAAAACAAACAGCAAAUGGUAGAAUUUUUAGCAAAGAAAGAAGCAAGUAUAUGUGCAGCUGAUAUGAUGAAAAGCAAUCGUAAAGAGGAAAAGGAAUCUAAAAUUUCUUCUCAAAAUUCUCUAAAUCCUUCUCCAGGGGCAGAGAGUUCUGGAGAAGACUCUUUAAACAGGCUUUCCAACAAACCUGGCAUUGAUGAUUCAUGGCCUGCAUCAGAUGAUGAAGACUUAGAAGUUGAUACCAAGAAUGUCCUGAAACCAAGCUUAACAAAACUAAUGACUGCUUCUCAGCAAUCCAAGAAAAACACUGAAGCAAAACGUAGUGUAAGACCACACAAAAGAACCUUAUUUGAGGACAGUAAUUCUUAUAGUGAAAAUGAAGAAGUGGUUGAAACCCUUCCCAAGCCCUCAGUCGAAAUCCAGGGCUGUUCUCAUCCUUCCUUUCUAUUCCCCAAGUCUGUGUUGAAACCUCCAAAAUCUUUAGUAGUCCUUGGUGUAACAAAGAAAGAACCAACAAAGCCAUCAGUUGGAAAACAAGAAAAUUGUAAUGAUGCUGUUGAAUGUACUCCACAUAAUUUGACUUCUUUUGAUGGAGCACCCAAAAGUAAUAGAGGUGAUAUGAUGUCUGCAUUAGGAUUGGGAGGGGAGGAAGACAGAGAAUCACCUUGGGAUUCUGAGAGUAUCUCUGAGAGUCUUCCACAGAAUGUUGAUCAUUUUUCUGGAGCUGCAGAUCAAAAAGGAAAAAAUAUAUUAAAUAGUCAAUUAGAAGAUGUGUUUUAUAUACCUUCUUGCAUGAAUGGACAAAGAAAGUUAAAGAUUACUAAACUAGAGGAUGCAAGACAUGUAGGCAUACCAGAAGUCCACAUGGAUUCUCCUGAAAAAUAUCCCCACUUGGAGCCUGCUGCCAAAGUGGAAGACUCUGUUCCUAAUAAAACAGUAGGGGUGAAGGCGAUACUAACAUCCAAAUCAGAUUUGUCAGCAGAAGUAGACUUACAAAUGAUAUCAGAGGAAGAACAAGAAAGGCUUGAUGGAAGUGAUUAUAAUCACCCACAGGUUGAAGAAGAAAAGCAGCAGCACAAAAGUAAUGACAUAGGAGGAUCAGGAAACAUAUAUGCUGCUGCUACUGCUGAUGGGGUAACUCAACAAAGAAAAAGGGACAAAACUGAUAACCAGCAAUUUCCUCUUAUGCAGAGUGAAGAUUCUGAUAGACCUGCAAAGAAAACAUCUGAUGAAAGGAAUAAGGUCAAAAAGCAAAUUAAUUCAAUGGAUGACCUUGAUGACUUAACUCAGUCAUCUGAAACAGCUUCAGAGGGCAAGUUGCCUUACUCUACUUAUAAGAAUUCCAUGUUGCUAAUUGAACAACUUGGCAUGGAGUGUAAAGAUUCUGUGAGCUUACUGAAAAUCCAGGAUGCAGUUCUUUCAUAUGAAAGAUUAAUAGAACUUAAAAAAGGUCACUGUGAACUACUUAAAGGAAAAGUAAAAAAUAUGGAACAUAAGGUUAGUGGACUACAAAAGGAGCUAUCAGAAACAAAAGAGAUGGCAUCACAGUUAGAGCAUCAAAAAGUGGAAUGGGAACAAGAACUCUGCAGUUUGAGAUUUACCUUAAAACAAGAAAAAGAAAAGAGAAGAAAUGCUGAUAUGUUGUAUGAAAAAACUAGAAUGCAUUUAAGAAGAAAAGAGGAGCAACACAGUAAAGAAGUUGAAAAGAAACAGCAAUUGGAAUUUGCUCUUCGAACACGAGACAUGGAAUUGAGGACUGUAAGAAUUAAUCUGAAUCAGGUUACAGAAGAGCGAAAUGACAUUCAGAGGCAACUUUCUCAAGAACAGAAUGCCAGAAUAUUGCAAGACAGGAUUCUGACCAAUCACCUUUGCAAACAAAAGGGGACAGAAAUGGCACAUACAAAAAUGAAUUCUGAGAUUUCUGAUAGUCAUGAACAUCUAUUGCUUAAAAUCUACAUGUUGCAGGAUAAAAUUGCCAUGCUAAGACUGGAAAUAGACACAAUAAAAAAUCAGAACCAGGAAAAGGAAAAGAAAUAUCUUGAGGACACUGAAAUUAUAAAAGAAAAAGAUGAUCUUCAAAAGACAAUAAAAGUGAAUGAGGAAACACUAACAAAAGCCAUACUCCAAUACAGUGGACAGCUUAAUGUCCUGACAGCUGAGAAUACAAUGCUAAACUCUAAGCUGGAGAACGAAAAACAAAACAAAGAAAGAUUGGAGACAGAAGUUGAAUCAUACCAUUCUAGACUGGCUGCUGCUAUACAGGAUUAUGAUCAAAGUCAGGCAUCAAAAAGAGAUCUAGAACUCGCUUUUCAGAGAGCAAAAGAUGAGUGGUUUCGUCUACAGGACAAAAUCAAUUUUGAUGUGUCUAACCUAAAAGAUAACAAUGAGACUCUUUCUCAGCAGCUUUCUAAAGCUGAAAGUAAAUUCAAUAGCCUCGAAAUUGAGCUCCAUCACAUGAGAGAUGCUCUCAGAGAAAAGACUUUGGUUUUAGAACUUGUGCAAAGAGACCUAAGCCACAUACAGUGUCGAAAUAAGGAAAUUGAACAAAUGUAUCAGAAUGAGCAAGGUAAAGUGAGUAAGUACAUUGGAAAGCAGGAAUCCUUAGAGGAGAGAUUAUCUCAACUACAAAGUGAAAAUACAUUGCUCCGACAGCAGUUGGAUGAUGCUCAGAACAAAGCUGACAAUAAAGAAAAGACAGUAAUUAAUAUCCAAGACCAGUUUCAGGAAAUUGUAAAAAAACUUCAAGCUGAAAGUGAAAAACAAGGUCUUAUGCUGAAAGAAAGAAAUGAAGAAUUAAUCAAUUAUUGUAAUAAUUUAAAAGAAAGAAUACAUCAGUAUGAAAAUGAGAAAGCAGAAAGAGAAGUAGUUAUGAGACAACUUCAACAAGAACUGGCUGAUACCCUAAAAAAACAAUCUAUGUCAGAGGCUUCUCUGGAGGUUACAUCACGUUACCGAAUUAAUUUAGAAGAUGAAACACAGGAUUUAAAGAAGAAAUUGAGGCAAAUCAGAACUCAAUUGGAAGAAGCACAAGGUCAACAUAUAGAGGCUGUAAGAUGUGCUCAGAAGACACAGGAUCACUUGCAAAAGCUUGAAAUCGAAAAUGACAACUUAAAAGUAACAAUCAAAAAGCAAGUGGGCAAAAUUGAACAGCUUCAGAAAAACCUUUUAAGUACAAGUUUGUAUCAAGGUGAAAAGGAACAGUUAAAGAAAUUGACAGAGUUAAAACAAUCUCUAGAACAUAGUUUGGAUCAAGAAGUGAAGAAAAACAGUGAAUUAGAAAAAGAUAUUUCUGGACUUAAGAAACUCUUAAAUAGGACAAGAAAGAAGUUAAAUGAAUAUGAAAAUGGAGAGCUUUGUUUCCAUGGAGAUUUAAAACCCGAUCAAACUGAAAUGGACAUUCAGAUUAAUAAACUAAAACAUAAGAUUGAUGAUCUUACAGCAAAACUGGAAACUUCAUCUUCAAAAUGUCAAAAUCUAGAUGCAAGAAAUCAAGUUCUUCAACAGGAGCUAUUAUCUAUGAGAGCAAUGCAAAAGAAAUGUGAAAAACUAGAGAGGAAUAAAAAGAAGUUGGAAGAGAAAGUAGUAAACCUCAGGACUCAUAUAGAAAUAAAUAUGGUAGAACACAGCCAAGUAAAACUGUAUAAGCGGGACAUUGAAGAAAGAGCAAGACAGGAAAUAGUAGAAAAAUUAAAAGAAGUCAAUCUGUUUUUACAGGCACAAGCAGCAUCUCAAGAAAAGUUAGAGCAGUUGAGAGAAAAUAAUAGUGCUUCAAUAAGAAGCCAGAUGGAACUCAGAAUUAAAGACCUGGAAUUUGAGCUCUCCAAAACAAAAACUUCUCAAUAUUCUAGUAAAACAGAAUUGGAAAAAUACAAGCAACUCUACCUGGAAGAAUUAAAAGUUAGAAAUUCAUUGGAAAAUAAACUAAACAUUCUCUACAGGACUAAUGAGAGGCUAACAGAGAUCAAUGCCAAAAUUCUUGAGGAAAACCAGCAGAACAGAACUUUACUCAGCACUCUUACUAUGAGGCCAGCGCUGGAAGCAACUUGCAUUGGAAAUCUUAAAGAUUCAGUGCUCAAUAGAAAUCUUACUCCAAGAGAAAACUUACUGAUUCCUACCCCAAACCCGCGGACUUCAGAUAACAUAGAGACAUUCCUUGCCAAGGUGCAGCAGGAAUUGGAAGAGAAUAUAACUAGAGAACUAGAAGAAGCUGCUGCUGAAUUUGAAUCUGAAUUCUGUAGAGUUCCUCCACUAGGAUCUACUGAUAUGUCAAAUCCAACUCAAUAUCUACUUUUGAAAACAGCACAAGAAUAUGCACAGAUUUUGAGGAAAAAUUAUAUGAUCUGAAAGAUAAAUGUAAAAAUAUAUAUACUGGUCUGUUUAUAUCAUCCUUUUGCAUUAAACAUAGGACAUGUGAAAAUCUUUAUUAAAGGAAAAUAUUUUUGUUUCAUGUGUAUGAUGAAAAUUUAUACACUAUUUUAAACUUUAUUUCCUGGCACCUUACUAACUUUUAAGAUUUUGUGAAUGAAAGCUGGCACUAUGGAGCUGCCUGAGUACCAGCUAUUUAAACAGCAUCCAAACACUCACAUUGUUGUUAAUACCUCAGGGGGGUUAAUUUUUAGCUUUUUUGUAUUUUCCAAUUUUUAACACGAUAUACGGACCUCAAGAUGUAGACAGACAUUUUGAUAUGCUACUGCUAUGGAUAUUAUCAAUAUUUUGAUGUGUUAAUGAUUGUUAGAGUGCUAUAAAAUAUUUAAUUUAAUUUUAAACACUGAUGCACAGAUAUUUUUUCAUGAAGAAAUAAGAUUUGCCUAAGGCUUUUCUCCUUUUCUAUUUAUUUACUUUUGAUUUAUUUUUUGGAAACAGUCUUAAAAUUAGAGAAAAGUUCCCAGUUUUAGUACAAAGAGCUUCAUUCCCUGGCAUCAUCUGAGAAUAUUUGCUGACAUUAAGCCAUUCUUCCUGAUUCCUUUAGUGUUUAUUUCCUACAUGUUAGUAUGUUCCACAUAAUUACCAGAAAAUUAACACUAAUACAUUUGAGCAUUCAAUCCUCAUGUUUUUUUCACAUGUUGCCACUAGUCUGUAGUGUCCCUUAGAGCAAAAAGAUGCCAUUCAGACCCACACAUCACAUUUGGCUGUUGUGCCUGUUAGUCGCCAUCAGUCUGGAACAGUUCCUCAGUCUGUCCUUGAUUUUCAUGACCUUAAAUCUUUUGAAGAGUAAAUCCCAGUAACGUAGAAUGUACCUCAAUGUGGAUUUUUCUGUUUUUAUUGAUAAGCUUCAAAUCAAACACUUUCAGCCAAAGGCUUACAGAAGUGGUCCUAUAGUCUUUCUCCCUGCAUCCUGUCAUUUGGCCUAUGAUUUUGAUUUGUCCCCUUCCUGGUGAUAUUAUAGCAAUGGUCACUGAGAAUGUAGCAAGGCCAGAUUUCUCCACUAGAAUGUCCCCUUUUCACUUUAUAGUGAAUUAUUAUUUUAUAGGGAAGAGCUUUGAGACUAUGUAAAUGCCUUUGUUCCUCAUCAAAUUUCUGAUUAUUCAUUUACUUCCGUCAAUAUGGAUUCAUUGUUUAUUUUAUUCAGUGGGCUAUAAAUUGUUAAUACCAUUUUUAAAGUUCAUUUUUCUUUUAGAAAUGUUCUAUUUUGAUAAUUUCAGACAUAUGGAAAAGUUGCAAGAAUAGUGCAAAGAACUCUUGGAUCCCAUUCCCCAAACAACAUUUUACUGUAUUUGCUUUAUGUUUUCUCCCUUCUUCUCACUUUCUAGAUAAAUAUGCAGGUAGGAAUAUAAUAGGUUUUUUUUUUCCUGAACCAUUUGUAAAUUGUAGACAUGAUUACUCCUAUGAACAAGGAAUUAUUUUAACAUAACUGUAGCAUAAUUAUCAAAAUCAGAAAGAUCUAUCGACCCUAUUCAGAUUUUGCUAAUUGUCUCAAUAAUAUCUUUUUUAGGCAGAGAAAAGCUAUUAUGCUGUGUUGUGUCCAAACGUCCUCUGUCUUUAGUCGCCUUCAAUCUGGGGCAGUACGUUAGUCUUUGAUGUUCAUGAUAUGUACAUUUUGAAGAGUGUAGGUCAGCUGUUUUAUAGGUAUUUUGGUUAUUCUGAAGAUUUUUCCUCAGUUCAGGUUUGUUGGAUAUUUCCUCAUGAGCAGAUUCCGGUUAUGCCUGUUUGGGCAGGAUUGUCACACAAGUGAUGCUGAGUUCAUGUCAAAACAGUGAAUCUUGAAGGCACAGUCUUGGUACCAUUUCUGGCAAUGUUGACUUUGAUCAUUUCGUUAAGAAAUGUCUGUCAGGUAUGAAUUCAUAAGUAUGUAAUUGGAUAACUAAAUUAAAAGUUUAACUUUGAUUUUAAGAUACAGUUGAUAUUAACAGAACUUAAAUAAUGUAUGUAUUAUACUUAAAUUGCCCUUUUUAGUACACUCAUAACUUCUUUUACCAUUACCGUGGCCUCUAUACAAUACAGAUUCAUGUUUUGUAAUUAUGAUGCUAACCAUAGUCUUAAUCAUUUUUAUUAAUUACCACCUAUAAGUAGCCAACUUUUCUUUUCUUCAGACAGAAAUCUACAAGACAGGAAUCCAAAAAUUGCUGAUGUUUUUUUACAAAUACAAAUUGUAGAUUAUCCUUAUAAAUUUUUCAGAUUGCAAAAGAAAUGCGUAUAUAAAAUCAUCGGACAUUUUGAUGUUGAAUCAUUUGAUAAUGGAUAGGAGUAAAUUCAAAUGUUUUUGACUAAAAUUUUUUAUUUGUGGCAACAAAAAAUGUUGAAAAUUCUUUGAUUCUUUUCCCUUUAAGAGGGGAGCCUUAUUCUCCCUUUAGUAUGGACUACACUUAGGGGUAUAUUUCUAAUGAAUAGAACAAAGUGGUCAUGACAAUGUGCGACUUAAGACACAAGGUAAUGAAAAGCACUAGUGUCCUCCUUUCUGUCUGAGAUCAUUUGUUCUGGCAGAAGCCAGCUGCCAGGUGGUGAGGACUCUCAAGCAGCUUUAUGGAGAGGUCCCUGUGGAGAGCUGAGGCCUUCAGCUGAUAGCCAUGUGAGUGAGCCAUCUUGGAAGUGGACCCUCCCUGCCUGCCUUGUAGUAAGUUACAGAUAAUCCAUUUCCGUUCAUGUAUCAGGGACAAAAUAAUAUUCAGAGACUGACCUUUGCAGGGGUACAUCAUGAAGAUUCAUGUCCUUAGAAGUUUGCAGGAAAGAGGUGUUUUUGUUUUAAUCAGCUGGAUGCAUUGAAAGUGUUGUUCAUCAAGAUGACAGUGUUUGGAGGUGUCCUAUUAAUUGUCUGACUGGGCUGUUGAAUGCAGUAUUAAACCUUUUGAAAUUGAACUUCAAGAACUUUGUAUCAAGGAGACCUGAUUUUAAGAGAAUUUAUCAUCAGCUGGAUGGAGAGUUUCUGGUAUGUGAUGUUGGUGGGGAUGGUGAAAGGAUUUUAUGUACUAUAGGCAAUCUUAACUGGGCUUGUAUAGGACCCAUAUGCAUUUUAAGCUAUGAAAGAUGGUAAACACAUUUAUAAGUCCUGGUUGUUUAGUUGGCUGAAUACACUUGAAUUUAAAUUGUAGAAUUAGGAAAGAUACAGAACGUGAACUUACUCAUUGAGAAGAGAUCAAACCAUCUCUUAAAUAUGACUAAUUAAAAUAAUUUAAAACUUUUCAAAGAAAUAGAAAAUAUGCCUUAAAAUAUUUUGAUUACUAUAGUUUUAAAGAACUUAGUAUUUCUGACUUCAGUACAUCCAUUACCAAAAAUGCUGAAAAGAAAAAUAUUUGGGAAAAUAAAGGUAACUGAAAAUCUCAUUACUCAGAGGUCCCAUUUUAGAAUAAAUUCUUAAAUUUUUAAAUCUCUACACAAAUAUGUAUAUGCGUACUAUUUAAAAGAAUGUUAUAGUUCUACAGUCUACUUUUUUCAUUUAACAACAUACUGUGAAUUUACUUCUCUAUCAAUAACUAUGGAAUGAAAAGUAACUGGAACCUGGAGUCAGAUUAUCUGGGUUGGAAUCCUUGCUCCUAUAUUUACUUGCUGAGUGACUUUGAACAUGCCACUGAACCUAUCAAAAUUCUGGCUGUCUUCAUCAGUUAAAUAGGAAGUAUGAUAGAAACUAAUGUUUAUGGCAAUAAAGUAAGUAAAAUACAUAAUACAAAACCUGGCAUAUAGUAAGAAACCUUUUAAUUUAUUAAUUAAAAUUUAUUUAGCAUCUACUGAGUUCAUUAUUGUUACACUAGGAGAUAGUGUUGAAUAGAGUAAAGAAAAAUAAAAUAGAAAGUAUGUAAAUUAUGUGAAUAUUGCAUAAAAUAUUU